AUGGCCAUGAUAGCAGUGCAGAUAGUGCUGGAGAAACUGGCUUCCUUUGCAGCAGAAGAAACUCGGUUGUUAGGAGGAGUUAGGGGAGGAAUCGACGAACUAAGGGAUGAUUUAUAUAGCAUGAAAUCUUUCCUUCAGGAUGCAGAAGCAAGAAGUGAGAGUGAUCAAGGACUGAAAGCUUGGGUGAAACAAGUGAGAAAUGUGGCUUAUGAUGCUGAGGACAUUCUUGAAGAUUUUAUGCUCCGCUCAGCACCACUUCAAGGGAGUGGUUUUAUCCAUUCUCUUCGCAGUUCGUAUCGAUACAUCCGUAAAUUACGUGCUCAACAUCGGGUGGCGGUCCAGUUACAGAACAUUAAGGCAAGGGUAACAGCCAUUGCGGAGAGAAGAAAUGCAUUUUCUUUGAAUAGGGCAGACAUGGCUACGUCCUCCAGCACUACUGUAGAGAAAUGGCAUGAUCCUCGGUUAGCUUCUCUUUACAUAGAUGAAGCUGAUGUUGUGGGAAUUGAAAACCCUAAACAUCUGCUGGUUUCAUGGCUAGUAGAAGGAGAAGAAAGGCUCACCAGUAUCUCAGUGGUUGGGAUGGGUGGACUGGGUAAAACAACCCUUGUCAAGAAAGUUUUCGAUAGCCUACCCAUCAGAAGAUGCUUUGAUUGCCAUUCCUGGGUAACUGUUUCCAAGUCAUUUGCACCCACAGAGCUUCUAAGAGUUGCGCUGCAAGGCUUCCUAGAGGCAACUAAAGAACCAGCUCCAGAGCAUCUGGAAUCAAUGACCGACUUCCAAUUGAUUGGUGCCCUAAGAAAACAUCUACAGCAGAGGAGGUAUAUCGUUGUUUUCGAUGAUGUAUGGAGCGUAAAUGCUUGGGAAACAAUAAAAUAUGCAUUCCCAGAUUGUAAUUGUAGCAGCAGAGUUAUCUUCACUACACGUUGA
Dovyalis caffra is the source of this 927-nucleotide messenger RNA. The record is from the annotation of a GenBank genome assembly. NCBI's taxonomy places the organism in Eukaryota, Viridiplantae, Streptophyta, Magnoliopsida, Malpighiales, Salicaceae.